Marasmius oreades (fairy-ring Marasmius) is the source of this 1122-nucleotide messenger RNA. RefSeq lists its product as uncharacterized. The transcript has 5 exons. Lineage: Eukaryota; Fungi; Basidiomycota; Agaricomycetes; Agaricales; Marasmiaceae. The record is from RefSeq and is a predicted model, not a curated record. The coding region runs from base 1 to 1122 and encodes 373 amino acids.
AUGAUCACUGUGCACGCGGUAACUGCAACUGAAAACCACGACCCUACGAGUACUAGUACGCCUCUAGGCUGGAUUCGAUCCUCAGCCCCUUCUACCGCCACCUCGAUCUAUCAUUUAUUCAAGGAGUUUGUUCCAAACAGCUCUGGCGAACAGCCUCCUUGCGAUGGAUGUGGUUCCGGAGGGAGGAUGGAAGUGAGAGGAAAGCCAGUCGUUCAAGCGUUCAGCACAUACGUCGUAGACCAAUGCAUAAUUGACCAAUUUCGCGCUAAAAUGGCUAGUCUCAGAUACCGCGAGUUUGAGAUCCUUCAACGCCACGUAUUUUGCGAGGAAAAGGGUUUUUCGUCCAGUGAUUUUGGGUACAAGAAAUCAACUUGGCCACCUAGACCAAAGUACGCUUUUACUUACUAUCCUCUCGAACCUGCUGCCGAACCUAAGCCUUUGGCAUCUGUCAUUGUCCUGCCCACGGGCUCCGUGUGUUGGAACGAUUUCCAACGCUUUUUGCGCAAGGAGAGCGAUAAAUGGUUUACAUGUCGAAAAAACCUGCCAUUGCUCGAACGUCUCGAUGAUUCCUGGCAUUCGGCAGAGUCAUACAUCGUGUUGACCGACGAGUUCAAUGUAGAGAUCAUUCACAAUUUCUCUCACAUAGCCGAUUCUCUCAGUAUCUGUGGUUGGUCUGCUCCCCUCAGCGACAACUUGACCCUCAACUGUGCGAUCGGGGCCGCAUUAGACAACGCCACCCCAUGGAGGUAUCGCUACGGUGCCAUGUCACCCACCUACCGUGUGCAAGGUGCUCUCAAUUGCACAGACCCUUCACUGCCGACCUCACCGAUCGCCGUGAACGAAUGCCCAACAUGUUUCCUCGAUUUUGACCUUUUCACCAUGCAACGCCAUCCACCAGACUUCGACUCCUUCCUUGAUUGGAAAGAAUCAAUAGAGGAAGAGGUGCUCUCGCAACCACUGAACGUAGGUGAUGAACUUACCAUCUGCCCGGAUGGUUUCAUCAAAAGGUCAUCCUUGCUGCCUUGCUUUCUGCCCCUCGAAAAACCGUCUUCUUCGACCCUAGAAGCGAUCAUGAAGCGUCCUCGAUCUCGGCACGUGGACGUUGAUCACAUCCUGACGUAG